This is a messenger RNA of Sitodiplosis mosellana (orange wheat blossom midge), 2330 nucleotides long. RefSeq names its product coiled-coil domain-containing protein 170. NCBI's taxonomy places the organism in Eukaryota, Metazoa, Arthropoda, Insecta, Diptera, Cecidomyiidae. The record is from RefSeq and is a predicted model, not a curated record. Bases 1 to 2259 code for a protein of 752 amino acids. The transcript has 8 exons.
AUGUCUGAGAGAGUGUCGCAAAGAGAGGAAACUAAUGGGAACACAGCACUGGAUUGGGAGAUUUUUGACAUUCUAUGCCGAGAAGAACUCGGUUUGCCUACCGAUGUGCCUUGUGUUGACCAUCAUCAUGUGACGCAUGCGAUUGACUUGACAGCGACCUUAAAAAGUGAGCUAGCUGCAUCGAACUACAAACGAGACCGUCUAUUGAACGAAUUGGCUGAUUUGAAAGGCAGUCUGAAUGCACGCGAUGCCGAAUGCGAAACAUUGCGAACGCAAACCGCUCGACAGUCGGCUUUGAUAAGUUCGUUGCAAGGCAAAGUGCAUGCAAUCGAGAAUCGAGAACGAGCUUCAACGAGUCGCAACGAAAACACAAUCCAAAUGUUGCAGCGCGAGAAGAAGGUAAUGGACGAUCGAAUCAAGGAUUUGGUGGCACGAGUACGACGUCUUGAAGGCGAUUUAUCAUCGGAAGAAAGCCAGCGUGAGCUAAUUAGGGCACAAUUACAAGAUCUAAUACGUCGGCUGUGUGUUUGUUUGGCCGUUGAUGUGUCGGAUGCCACGAACCUCAGUCCCGAAUUGGUUGUUGCCAAAACUGGUGAAAUGAUGGCCGAUUUACAGCGCGCACGUAACAAAUUGGCGUCAACAUGCGAAUCGUUGCACACUUGUGAAGCGGAAUUACUGCAAACGCGCACCGCUGCCUGCAAUGACAAGCAACGGCAAGAUUUGCAUUUGCAAGAGUUAGAAGCGCGGUGCCGUCAAACUGAACGAGAUUUGCAAACGGUGCGCGACCGAUUGGUCGAAAGUGAAAGUACGGGCGAUAAAUUACGCGAAGAAUUACGUGGCUUUGAAUCGCGAUGCUGUCGCCUCCAAAACACAAUCGAUCGCAUGCAAAACGACCGAUUGCAAUAUUUGCGAAAUUUGGCAUCGAUUGUUUCGCUGCCCGAUCCAUGCGAAACCGUGAUCAAGGACAAAGUUCGCGAUGUCGUCAAUGAAAACCAAGCACUUCAAUCGCAAUUGCAUAAUCUGCGCGAUCAGAUGAACAUCGAAACGAACAAAUUACGAAAUGAAGAAAUGCAAAAGUCGACGGUUGCAGAGCGAUUGGAAAAAGCAUUGCACGAUUUGCAUCAGAUGAAAAACGAACACAUCACGUUGUCUGAAUAUUUGGUACGAAUGUCUCGAGCAUUGGCAUGGAGUGAAUGCACUGCACAACCAGCACCAGGUGCAGAUACGACUUUAUUGGCCGAAACACUGUUGGAACGUGCUGAACGACUGACGACGCAUCAUGAUCAUCACUCGCAUACGCUUCCAUUGGAUCAUAAACAUUGGGACAGUUGCCAUACGUUGCAUCCACAUCCUCAUCAACAUCCACAUGCACAUACGCAGAUUAAAUCGUUGAAAUUAAGGCGUGAACGCUCUUGUCACGAUCUCCCAGUGAAAGAAUCCACUGCCAUGUACAAUUUGCAACGCAAAGUUCAUUCGUUGAAAGACCAAAUCCAAAGGAAAGACCUGCAAAUCGAACUGCUCAAACGAAAAUUGACACUGACCGAAGAAGGUGUACGCGGAAAGUGCAUCAUUCAGAAUGAGCGCGAUGAAGCGCUUUGUCGAAUCAAACGAACAUCAAAACAGGCGGAAAAAGCAUGCCACGAAUUAAUCGAAUCAAAGGCUCAAAUAGCUGAACUCAAAGCGCAAUUAGUCGAUGCGGCCGAAAAUAAAAUCUGUGCUCUUGAACGAGCUCGUAAAAUUGAAGAUUUGCAAGCGCGUUUGGCCGAUACGGAAGCGGAGAAGAACCGCUUAAUCGCACAGCUGCAAAAUUUCAAAGCACGUUGCCGAUCAACGGUCGACAGUUCAAUAGACAAGACGCGACGUGAUGAGCAAAUCAUAAGUAAUUUGAAGGAUGACAUUGCACGCAUACGUGUUCAACUAUCAGAGUCGAAUCAUAGAUUAAGUCAGUUACAAACAUUCCGAACAUCUGUGGCUCGUUUGCUUCAUUUACGAGAUAUUCCACACUCAAGUCUAUUACAACGACUACAAACGCUAUGCCAAGCACAUCAGGAAUUCACAAUGCUGUCUCGCCGUUAUGAGGCCGUUUCUCCAGUUGCAGAUCAUCCUUGUCCCCGAUACGAGACAGAUUUGAUACCUCCGUCAAACCAUUGUCGACCGUUGAGUUCAAGUCCGGGAAAUCAUCGUCGUUUCGAUGAUUCGGGUUUAGAUGAGCAUUUCGACGAUGAGUUUGAUAUUUUAAAGAAGAAGUCGCAUUUUUAGUCUAUUUUGCACAUUUAUCACGUCCACCGAAUCACUAACCCAUAUUGAUUGAAUAAAAUUCACAGUAUUCA